CUCACUUUGGAAGUGGCGCGCGCCUGGGGGUACCGAACCGCAUUGGAAAUGUGUUCUUUUGCCGAAGAUGGAAAUGUGCCAGCCUGGAAUCUUGGAUUCCUUCACCACGGAGCUGGUCAAGCGACAUCUGGGAUUUAUGUGCCUGAUGGGCAUUUGCCUGUCAAUUCGAUGAAUUGGCGCCCUUGAGGUUCCCCCGAUUCUGUGCCCGUCCACGUCCAGAGCCCCCGCUGAAGCUGCUGGCCCCUCCCACCGCCCUCGAAGUCGGCGUCAUGCAUCACCCCACCAUCUGCGCCGUGGCCGCGGCUCUGCUGUGUGCGCUCCCGGGCGCCCAGGCAGGCCUCUACACCAAGAAGUCGCCGGUGCUGCAGGUGGAUGCGAAGGACUACGAUAGAUUGAUUGCCAAGAGCAACUACACCUCUAUUGUCGAAUUCUAUGCUCCUUGGUGCGGUCACUGUCAAAACCUCAAGCCCGCUUACGAGAAGGUGGCGAAAAACCUGGAGGGCCUGGCCAAGGUAGCCGCCGUCAACUGCGACGAUGACGCGAAUAAGCCCUUUUGCGGGUCCAUGGGCGUCCAGGGCUUCCCAACUCUGAAGAUAGUGCGGCCAAAGAAGGGUGGAGGCAAGCCCACCGUGCAGGACUACCAGGGCCAGCGCACUGCAAGCGCCAUCGUCGAGGCGGUUGUGCAGCAGAUCAAUAACUAUGUCGUCAAGAUCGAAGACAAGUCGCUGGACAAGUUCCUGAGCGACAAGAACGAGACGGCCAAGGCAAUUCUCUUCACGGAGAAGGGCACCACAUCGGCGCUGCUCAAGAGCAUUGCCAUCGAUUUCUCUGAUGUGAUCACCAUUGGCCAGGCGCGGAACAAGGAGGCGAAGACCGUGGAGACGUUCGGCAUUGACAAGUUCCCGAGUCUGGUGCUCCUCCCAGGCGGUGAUGCGCCGGGGAUUGUCUACGAUGGGGAGAUGAAGAAGGACGCCAUUGUCAAGUUCCUGUCGCAGGCCGGCCAACCGAAUCCCGACUGCCCAGCUAAGGCUGAUAACGGCAAGGCCAAGGAGAAGAAGGAGAGCAAAGCGUCGGAAAAGAAGGCCUCGUCCUCUGAGUCCGAGACGAAGACCGCGACGCAAGAAGCCCCCGUCAUCGUGGAAACGGCCCUGCCGAUCCCCACCAUCAACUCGCCGGAGAAGUUGAUUAAGGAGUGCUUGACUGAGAAGUCUCACACCUGCGUGCUGGCCUUCGUCUCCUCGAGCGAGGACGAGACGGCCAAGAAGGCGCUCACGAGCCUCGCCGAUCUGGCCUUCAAGCAUGCCCAGAGCAAGCGCCACCUGUUUCCCUUCUACGAGGUUCCCAAGAGCAACGAGGGCGCCGCCUCGCUGCUGAAGGCGCUCGACCUGAGCGGCGACGUCGAGAUCGUCGCCAUCAACGCCCGGCGCGGCUGGUGGCGGCACUACGACGCGGCCGACUUCGGGCACGAGAGCAUCGAGAGCUGGAUCGACGCGAUCCGGAUGAGCGAGGGCGUGAAGAAGAAGCUGCCCGAGGGCAUUGUGGCCAGUUCGGUGGAGGAAUCCGCGUCGGCGGCCGCGCCAGAGGCAUCGUCUGAGCCUACGCCCGACGCUACCGAAGACGGUAACAAGAGCGAGGAGGCGACCCCGGUCACUCCCGAGGCGAGCGGCGAGCCGGCGAGCGACUCCACCGAGGACGCGUCAACCCAGGCCGCUGAACCCACCGCGGAAUACGAGACUGCGCACGACGAGCUUUAGGUGAUCGGCAGGGCGGCCUUGACUUGGUAUGGGGUUUUGGUUGGCUUCUUAGCGAUGUACGGAGUAUGCAUUUAUUGUUCCGUGAUUUUAGGUGUCAUGCCGGCAUAACUGAAGCAUA
Messenger RNA from Thermothielavioides terrestris NRRL 8126, 1872 nucleotides. RefSeq lists its product as uncharacterized. The record is from RefSeq and is a predicted model, not a curated record. Gene Ontology annotation, cellular component: endoplasmic reticulum lumen. Gene Ontology annotation, biological process: response to endoplasmic reticulum stress. The coding region runs from base 270 to 1754 and encodes 494 amino acids. The transcript is spliced from 2 exons. NCBI's taxonomy places the organism in Eukaryota, Fungi, Ascomycota, Sordariomycetes, Sordariales, Chaetomiaceae. Gene Ontology annotation, molecular function: protein disulfide isomerase activity; protein-disulfide reductase activity.